Messenger RNA from Talaromyces atroroseus, 1623 nucleotides. RefSeq lists its product as hypothetical. Gene Ontology annotation, molecular function: amino acid transmembrane transporter activity. Gene Ontology annotation, cellular component: endoplasmic reticulum. Gene Ontology annotation, biological process: amino acid transmembrane transport. The record is from RefSeq and is a predicted model, not a curated record. The transcript is spliced from 6 exons. The coding region runs from base 1 to 1623 and encodes 540 amino acids. Lineage: Eukaryota; Fungi; Ascomycota; Eurotiomycetes; Eurotiales; Trichocomaceae.
AUGCCAAAUGAUGAGGUAGUCACUGCUCGUCAUGCCGAGCGAAGCGGCGCGAGUGAUGAAGAAGCUCGUGCCCUUCUCUCGAACGACUCUGUCCACGAUGAUAGUUACGACGACGACGAUGACUUGGUAGUCGUUCCCGGCAACACCGAUCAGCAAGCACAGCAACAGCAAACACGUCCAACCCCUCCAAGACCACAUAUUCCUCGCCAGUCCUCAAUUUCUCGCCCAGCUCCCGACGGACAACGGCGUACCCCUCGAACUCCAAAUCGCGUUCGCUUCGACCUCUCCGAUCAGGUUGCCGAAGAUGACACGCCAGCCCACGGCCACGUCCGGCCUGGACAGGAUGACGACUUUUGGCUAGAAGAGGAAGAUUAUAUGGCAGACGGAUCGCAGCGCUUUCGUAGUAGUACCGGGCAGAUGGCGCCCUUGCUUACAGAUAUUGAAGCUCCAAUUGUCACGCUGGCGACGUCGGACGACUUGUUCCUCGAAGAUCACUUGGAGGAUGCCCGGCCUCGCAGCGGCAUGCGCAUGGCAUUUAUGAAUAUGGCCAACAGCAUUAUUGGCGCCGGUAUUAUUGGCCAGCCAUACGCUCUACGACAAGCUGGCAUGGUCACGGGCAUAGUGCUUCUGGUUUUGUUGACUAUCACGGUCGAUUGGACCAUUCGACUUAUUGUCAUCAAUUCCAAGAUGAGCGGCGCAGAUUCUUUUCAAGCUACCAUGCAGCAUUGCUUUGGAAGAAGCGGCUUGAUUGCGAUAUCCGUUGCUCAAUGGGCGUUUGCAUUUGGGGGCAUGGUUGCAUUUUGCAUCAUCGUGGGUGAUACCAUCCCUCAUGUCUUUGCGGCGUUGUUUCCGUCUCUAAGAGAUAUGCCGUUUUUGUGGCUUCUCACGGAUCGAAGAGCUGUGAUUGUUCUUUUCAUACUGUGCAUCUCGUUUCCUCUGUCUCUCUACCGGGACAUUGCCAAGGGCUUCCGUGUCCCCUCGGAAUUGAGAGGCGAUUUGAAAGGAAACCUUUUCAUCAACUCUGGUUUUUUCCAAGCUGUCGGAGUUAUAUCUUUUGCGUUUGUGUGCCAUCGAUUCGCCAAGGUGACACACUAUUCUACCGGAGUCUCGAUGGUUAUGUGUUUAGUAAUGGCCAUUGCUGGUUUCCUGUCGUUUGGAUCGAAGACUCAAGGCAAUGUACUCAACAACUUCCCAUCCAGUAAUAUCAUGGUGAACAUAGCACGACUUUGUUUUGGCCUCAAUAUGCUCACUACUUUACCUCUGGAAGCCUUUGUCUGCCGCUCCGUUAUGACCACAUAUUAUUUUCCUGACGAGCCCUUCCACCCAACUCGCCAUAUAUACUUUACCACCGUCCUUGUUCUUGCUUCCAUGUUCUUGGCGUUAAUAACUUGCGAUCUCGGUGCAGUAUUCGAGUUGAUCGGUGCCACCAGUGCCGCAGCCUUAGCCUAUGUCCUGCCACCGCUCUGUUAUGUCAAAUUGAGCAAUUCCAGCCACAAAGCCAAAAUCCCAGCUUAUGCCUGCAUCGUGUUUGGCACAGUUGUGAUGGGAAUUAGCCUCCUUCAGGCCAUAGGUAGAAUAAUCAGGAAUGAAGGUGCUGCUCAGACUUGCAGUGGUGUUGUAUAG